AUGCCAUUCCGAGUUUCGCGCUCGACGCGAUUAUCUGUUGUUAUUGCUAUAUCGACUUGUUUUUUUGUGGGAGAGAUUUCAGUGGGAUUCUAUACACAUUCACUCGCGCUUAUUGCAGAUGCCUUUCACUAUUUGAAUGAUUUAGUGGGAUUUGUCAUUGCUUUAGUGGCUUUGAAGGUCUCAGAAAGUGGUGACUCGCCUAGAGGCUUCUCCUUUGGAUGGCAGCGGGCGCAAUUGCUCGGUGCAUUUUUCAAUGGCGUUCUUUUGUUUGGGCUUGGAAUCAGUAUUUUCUUGCAGUCUAUUGAGCGAUUUAUUGCUCUCCGACGGAUUGAGGACCCUAAACUAGUCUUGAUUGUUGGAUGCAUCGGCUUAGGCCUUAACAUCAUAAGCGUGCUUUUCCUUCAUGAACAUGGACAUGACCAUGGCCAUGGCCAUGAUCAUAGUCUACCCAAAAUCGAAGGAGGACUAUCACCUAUUAGUGACGAUGAUCAAGACUCCAUCUCCAAGCAUCAUGAACACAAGCAUAUGUGCGACGAAAAAUCCAACGAUCCAAUCUCCCAUUGCAGCGACCACGGUCAUGGGAGUGGGAACGGGCAUGAUCAUAGCCAUGACCACGGCGAUCUCGGUAUGAUGGGAGUCCUUAUCCACGUCCUAUGCGAUGCAGCCAACAACCUCGGUGUUAUCGCCGCGGCUUUGGUCAUUUGGCUUGCAAAAUACGACGGUCGGUACUAUGCCGAUCCCGGGGUAAGCAUGGGAAUAGCUUUGAUGAUCAUUCUGUCAUCGAUCCCCCUUGUACGAAGGGCCGGAAUGAUCCUCCUGGAGAGCGCCCCAGCUGGGCUCGAUCUGAGUGAUGUGCAACACGAUCUUGAGAAGGUCCCCGGCGUGCACUCUGUUCACGAGCUGCAUAUCUGGCGUUUGAACCAACAGAAGACCCUCGCCUCCGUGCAUGUUGUUGUCUCUGAUCCUUCCGUCAGUGCCUUUCUUAAGACGGCGAAGACGAUUAACGAAUGCUUCCACGCUUAUGGUAUUCAUUCUGCGACAUUGCAGCCAGAGGCGAUGGAAUUCGAAACAGCUACCAUGUACCCGCACGGGGAGAAAUCGCCGCGGUGUCAAGUGCUUUUUGAUCUUAAGAUGUAA
Molecule: messenger RNA, 1137 nt
Organism: Penicillium odoratum
Lineage: Eukaryota; Fungi; Ascomycota; Eurotiomycetes; Eurotiales; Aspergillaceae
Product: putative di-, tri-valent inorganic cation transporter
Exons: 10
Coding region: 1-1137 (378 amino acids)
Biological process (GO): intracellular zinc ion homeostasis; zinc ion transmembrane transport
Cellular component (GO): membrane
Molecular function (GO): zinc ion transmembrane transporter activity
Source: RefSeq, a predicted model, not a curated record